Messenger RNA from Arachis stenosperma, 1428 nucleotides. Its product is annotated as protein FAR-RED IMPAIRED RESPONSE 1-like. Lineage: Eukaryota; Viridiplantae; Streptophyta; Magnoliopsida; Fabales; Fabaceae. The record is from RefSeq and is a predicted model, not a curated record. The transcript is spliced from 5 exons. Gene Ontology annotation, biological process: regulation of DNA-templated transcription. The coding region runs from base 1 to 1428 and encodes 475 amino acids.
AUGCUCAAACAACACAGUGAGCUAAGCAUGUUCGUGCAUCGCACCAUCAAAAACAACGAGGAAGCCAGAAUCAAACCGAGCAAAACUUACCAAUCAUUCGUAGCAGUAGCAGGCAGUCAUUGGGAACAAAGUUUUAUAGAAAAAGACGUGAGGAAUUACAUCACAAAGGAAGUACGAAAUGUGUCUGAACAAGACAAUGCCAAAGAAUUUGGUAAGUACCUAUUAAGAAUGAAAGAAAAGAAUCAAAAUUUCUUUUUUGAGCUCAACCUCGAAGGCGAUCACUCCAUCAAAAAUGCAUUCUGGCCCGAAGCAAGAAGCAGGGCUGCAUGCGAGUACAAUCUGGUUUUUGGUUCUUUUGUGGGAGUGAAUCACCACGAUCAGCCGACACUUCUUGGAUGUGAUCUGAUAAAAAACAAGGACAUCCAAUCAUUCAAAUGGCUAUUUGAGUGUUGGCUCCGUUGCAUAGGAGGGAAGGCACCAAAAGGCAUUCUCACUGACCAAUGCGCAUCGAUGCAAAAGGCCAUCGAGAUGUGCAUGCCAACAAUAAUUCACCGGUGGUGCAUCUGGCACAUCAUGAAGAAAAUCCCAAGCAAACUAAACGGCUACAAGCGAUACGAAGAAAUUAAACAAGAGAUGAGCCACAUCGUUUGGAACUCGUUUACAAAAGACGCACUCGACAGAAACUGGAACGAUUUUGUCACAAAGUUUGGCGUCGGAGGCAAUAAAUGGCGCUCAGAUUGCCAUUUAUGGAUUCCAGUUUACCUGGAUCACCACUUUUGGGUCGGGAUGAGAAGCACACAAAGGAGCGAGAGCAGGCACGUAUUUUUCAACAAGUUCAUCACAUGGAACAACUCCUUGAUUCAAUUUGUGAAGCAAUACGAUAAUUGCCUAGCAAGCAGAGAGCAAAAAGAGAAAGAAUUUGAUGCUGCAUAUUUUCACACCAUGAUACCGUGCGCAACAAAACCAGUAAUAGAGGACCAAUUUCAGCACGUGUAUACCCACGAGAAGUUCAGGGAAGUUCAAGGACAAUUCAGAGGAAAGUCGCGUAAUAUUUGCGAAUUUGCGUCAGAAUCCGGGGAACUGACCGGAAUUCUUCACCAAGAUUUUGACAAUGUCAUAGCCGAGAUACAAGAGUAUCAAGCGAAAAGCAAAGGAAAAAGUUUGUUAUCUCACGAAGAGGCGACAUUGAGCGAUGUGAACGACCUCCAAAGCCCGCCACGUGUGAGAACAAGAGGCCGCCCCAAGAACAGACUAGGAUCCAACUUGGAAAAAAAUAUCUCAAACGCCUCAAAGAAAAAGAAAAAGCCAGCUCCAAGCGAGUUGAACCUUUUAGAUGGUGGAUCAACGAUUCAGUCAAGCUCCAGCCUUUACAAUGCACAGGAUAUGAAUUAUCCCGAAGAGGAUUACAGGAGUUUUAGUUUUUAUUAA